Molecule: messenger RNA, 549 nt
Organism: Volvox carteri f. nagariensis
Lineage: Eukaryota; Viridiplantae; Chlorophyta; Chlorophyceae; Chlamydomonadales; Volvocaceae
Gene: arf1
Product: small Arf-related GTPase
Exons: 5
Coding region: 1-549 (182 amino acids)
Biological process (GO): intracellular protein transport; protein localization to Golgi membrane; vesicle-mediated transport
Cellular component (GO): cytoplasm; trans-Golgi network
Molecular function (GO): GTPase activity; GTP binding
Source: RefSeq, a predicted model, not a curated record
AUGGGUGCCCUUUUCUCAACGUUAUGGGCGAUGUGGUUCGGCAGCAAGGAGUACAAAAUUGUUAUGGUGGGACUGGACAACGCUGGCAAGACGACGAUUCUUUACAAGCUUCAUCUGGGUGAAGUCGUCCAAGCGACUGCAACUGUGGGGAGCAACGUGGAGCUCGUCCGCUUUAAAAACAUACAGCUGGAGAUUUGGGACCUUGGGGGCCAGCAGAACCUCCGUCCCUUUUGGGCCACGUACCUGAAGAACACGGAUGCCGUGGUGAUGGUGGUGGACUCCACGGACCGGGCCAGAGUGGGAGUUACCAAGUCCGAGCUGUUCAACUUGUUGGAGAGUGAAGAAUUGGCCAAGGCCCCUAUAUUGGUGUAUGCCAACAAGCAGGACUUGCGAGACGCGAUGACGGUGGAGGAGCUGACUCAAUCGCUGAUGCUGCAUAGCAUCCGCAACCACGACUGGCACAUCCAGGCCUGCUGCGCGCUUACAGGGGAGGGGCUGCUGGACGGAAUUAACUGGAUCUACCAGCGGACGAAGGGGAACGGCUCGUGA